AUGGGGGCACCUGCGGCUCGGGGCAUCUACUCCCCCGCCCAGGAGCAGAGUGGUCGCUUCGGUGGCAGAGGGAGGACAGAGCCGAGGCCCGCGCUGCCCGCGGGGACGCCGGUGGUCUCCCGUGGCCUGGGAUGGAGGGAAAUGCAGCGGCAGUCCGCGCUCCGGGACCCCACGAAGCACCGCAGAGCCACUCAGUACACACGCAUGUUGCUUACAUAUUUGUUAGAGCCUAAGGCUGGCAAAGAGGAGGUGGUCAUGAAGCUCAAGAAAUUGGAGUCCAGAGUGAGCACUGGCCGUAAAUGGUUCAGGCUCGGCAACGUGGUACACGCUGUCCAGGCAACUGAGCAGAGCAUCCGGGCCACCAACCCAGUGCCUCGCCUGUGCCUGACGUUAGCCAACCUGAACCGCGUGAUUUACUUCGUCUGUGACACUGUCCUCUGGGUAAAGAGCGUAGGUCUCGCCUCCGGCAUCAACAAAGACACGUGGCGACGACGGGCCGCCCGCCACUACUGCUGUUUCCUCCUGCUGAGCCUGGUCAGGGACGUGUAUGAAAUCUCCCUGCAGAUGGGGCGGGUGGCAUGCGACAGAGCCAGGAGGGAGGAAUCGUCCUCCUGGGACCUCCCUGCAUACAGCGUGGCGGAUGAGGAGACAGAGUGGUUGCAGUCCUUCCUCCUCCUAUUCCGGUCCCUGAAGCACCACGCGCCCCUGCUCCUCGACACGGUGAAGAACUUCUGUGAUAUCCUGAUCCCCCUGGACCAGCUGGGGAUCUAUAAGCCCAACACAGGCAUCAUCGGGCUCGGGGGGCUCAUGUCCUCGGUGGCCGGCAUCAUCACUGUGGCGUAUCCUCAGAUGAAGCUCAGGACCCGCUAGGGUGCCUUCAGGCGAGGACUAGACCCUGCCCUCACAGGUGACCCCUUAGUGGUGUGGACUAAGGCCAGGCUGAGCCACACUUAGCUUCCCAUUCCCCUGAGCGUCGAGCAGCCCGUGAUGCGGGCAGAGUGGAGCCGAGGCUGCAGAAGGGGAGCAUGAAGAUUUAAACUCACAUGUGGUUGUCGGAGAGCUGGAGUCACCUCUGGAUUUCUGAAUACCUUCCGUCAUCUAACACUCAGUGAGUGUCUCUUACGUGCACAGUGGGAGCUUAGCGUCUGUCCCCUGACUCACGAUCAGGAGGAAAACCAAGUGCAAACGGCCCGGUCACAGGGUGACAGAGCACUUGGCUGUGGGCAC
This is a messenger RNA of Lepus europaeus (European hare), 1227 nucleotides long. Its product is annotated as peroxisomal membrane protein 11A-like. Gene Ontology annotation, cellular component: peroxisomal membrane. The record is from RefSeq and is a predicted model, not a curated record. The transcript has 3 exons. Bases 1 to 870 code for a protein of 289 amino acids. NCBI's taxonomy places the organism in Eukaryota, Metazoa, Chordata, Mammalia, Lagomorpha, Leporidae. Gene Ontology annotation, biological process: regulation of peroxisome size; peroxisome fission.